Molecule: messenger RNA, 1434 nt
Organism: Fusarium graminearum PH-1
Lineage: Eukaryota; Fungi; Ascomycota; Sordariomycetes; Hypocreales; Nectriaceae
Exons: 1
Coding region: 1-1434 (477 amino acids)
Source: RefSeq, a predicted model, not a curated record
AUGGAGACUGACGCAGAUGCACUGUCGUUCUGGAAACCCAAGCCUCACGACACGGCCAAGCUACCCGCAGCCUACCGGCGCUUGGUCCUCUAUCGGGCUAAAAACCUGCUGGACAAGCUGCUCGAUAUACGUGAUGUUGCCAUGGAGUAUGCGUCGGAAGAUGCUCUUGCCGAUUAUGCCAAGGAGUGCCCACUUCCUUCCCCUGAUGGGCAGGAGGAAGAAGACCUGGCCGACUCUUUGGAGGAGAGUGAACCGGACGAAGACUCGGACGAAGACAUUGGAACUUACGAGGCUCAAAUUGCGCAGCACGAGUACGGAUACAUGGGGGUAUCCGAGCACAUUGAUGCGAACCAACAGGGCGGUAAUGCGUCCACUGGUACAACUGACACCGACAUGGAGGAUGCUGAGCCUAUCUGGGAUGGCGCUAUCCACGGCUUCGACUGGCCCAAUGUCGAGGAGCCACCUGCCGAGGAGCCAUUUGAGCAUUGCUCUGAGUUCAGCGACGGAGAGGACGAAAUGACUGGUGAUGCGGAAUUUGAUACCUUUGAAACCUCUAUCGACACUACCGCCCCUGAAUCCAGCACCUGGCUGACCAAUACUCCAUAUACGUUCCACGGUACUUUUUACAACACCUUUGUCACCUUCCCAAGUUCUUAUGACGGGGAUGGACAAGCGGUCCUAUCAACAGCAAUCGAAUACUCCGAUGUCUCUCAAGGUCCUGCUUCGGCAUGGCUGACUAACGAUCCCAAUGCUCUUAACGGAGUCGCUGAAGCGGAAAGCUCUUCUGAAUCUUCAUCUGAUGAUGAGACUUCAUCUCUGCAUACCGAUCAACACCUUCCCACAUCCCAAGGCAAUUCUGAAAACGAAGAAGACGAGGAGUCCUGGAUUGAUAACGACAGUUCAGACGAGAUCAGCUCCCAAGACAUUCAUGACGAGCUCAAAAGGCUGCGACUCGCACCCACUACCCUCUUACACCCGCACGGUUGGUAUUGGCCAACACAUUUCCUUGACGAGAUCGUUACCCAUGUCAAAGAGCACGAGAAAUACCUUCAAAAGAAGAAGGCCCUCGUCAAAAGCAUUACACAAAGCAAAAACCGUUCACCAGGCGAAACCGACAACAUUUUGUGCCAGUUCGUCCACAAGAACCUCGUGCACAGACCUGUCGUGAACACUGCCCAGUUGUUUAAAUUGAAGCGCUUUGUCGAUAAUGUCGUGCGAUUCGUUCUCGCAACUCAACGAAACAUUGAUGCUAUCGAUGCGGGCAUGGAUGAAGGCCGCAAACGCCACUUCUCAUCAUUGAAGUCGACAUCGCGCUUCCGAAGCAAGCGCCUUGGGAGCUCUCUUCGGUUCGUAACCAGUAUCAACGAUGAUUGGGAUCAAGGCCACGAUAACUGGGGUAUGCCACCCGUCAAGAAGAAGCGCGAGCAGAUUUAG